AUGAUCAUAAGAAAUGUGGGAAGGUCUUUAGAAGGUGUGAAGGACUUAUUCGACAUUAGUGUUCAUACUGGUGAGAAACCCUAUAAAUGUAACAAGUGUGGGAAGUCCUUUAGUGCCAGUUCAACCCUUAAAGUACCUCAGAGGAUUCAUACUUGUGAGAAACCUUAUGAAUGUAUGGAAUGUGGGAAGGCCUUUCACACUGCCUCAUACCUUGUUAUAUAUGAGAGAAUUCAUACUGGUGAAAAAACUUUUAUGUGUCAGGAGUGUUGGAAAGCUUUUAGUUACAGCUAUCAACUUACUAUACAUUAUGGAGUUCAUAGUGGUGAGAAAUCUUAUGAAUGUAAGGAAUGUGGGAAGACCUUUAGUCUGUGUGGAAGACUCACCAGGCAUCAAACUACUCAUAGUUGUAAGAAACGCUUUGAAUGUAACAAAUGCGGGAAGGCUUUUACAUGCAUUGCAAACCUUAAAAAACAUCAGAGUAUUCACACUGGUGAGAAACACUAUGAAUGUAAGGAAUGUGGAAAAAGCUUUCAUCUAGCCUCAACCCUUGUAACACAUGACAGAAUUCAUACUGGUAAAAAGUCUUAUCAGCAUAAAGAACGUGGAGAGGCUUUUGGUGAGACAUCUUGUGAAUCAUGA
Messenger RNA from Balaenoptera ricei (Rice's whale), 639 nucleotides. Its product is annotated as zinc finger protein 607-like. The coding region runs from base 1 to 639 and encodes 212 amino acids. Gene Ontology annotation, biological process: regulation of transcription by RNA polymerase II. Gene Ontology annotation, molecular function: DNA-binding transcription activator activity, RNA polymerase II-specific; RNA polymerase II cis-regulatory region sequence-specific DNA binding. The record is from RefSeq and is a predicted model, not a curated record. NCBI's taxonomy places the organism in Eukaryota, Metazoa, Chordata, Mammalia, Artiodactyla, Balaenopteridae. Gene Ontology annotation, cellular component: nucleus. The transcript has a single exon.